AAAUCUAUAAAAUGAAGGGAAAAAUGUGAGAGAAAAAAAUUAAGCAUAUUCUUCUCCAGCGGCUAGCGCGCCACCGCUUCACAAGAAUCUCCGGCAAUAUGCAUUUAGCACGCGGCAUUUACUUUUCUACUCCUAAAAACAUUAGCGAGUAAGAAAAUAUCAUUUGGCCUCGUGUGUUUACCGCCACUCCAAAUUUGCCUGAAUGUUUACAGGUUGUUUCUGUUCUGUUCUGUUCAAUUCUAUUUCAAUUUAAUGCACAGAACCAUCCAUCCGGCGCGGUUGUUCAGAACAAAUUACCGAUUUUCUCUUAAUUUCUCGUCCAAGCCAACACAAACUCGCACCCUGCCCCUGGACCUCCCAUCUUGCAUUGCAUCACUUCAAUCAUGUGCCCAAAGACAGGACCUUUCAGGAGGCAGAAAACUCCACUCCCACAUGAUUGUUAAUGGCAAUCUUGAGUCUCCUGUUUCUGCAACUAGCCUUAUCAAUAUGUACUCCAAGAGUGACUCCAUUGCUGAUGCUUUAUGUGUUUUUCAUGCAUCAACCGGUAUUCACAAUGUGUUCGUUUAUAACGCAAUUAUUGCAGGUUUUACUGUUAAUGACAUGGCGAAUGAGGCUUUUGAGUUUUAUUAUAAAAUGCGGUUAAUUGGUAUAGAACCUGAUAAGUUUACUUUCCCAUGUGCGGUUAAGGCUUGUCCAGAUACUGUAAGUUUGGAAAAGAUUCAUGGUCUGUUGUUUAAACUUGGAUUAGAAUUUGAUUUGUUCAUUGGUAGUGCAUUAGUGCAUUGCUACUUGAAGUUUGAUUUAGUUAAUGAGGCACUAGAAGUGUUUGAGGAAUUGCCCAACAGAGAUGAUGCUGUGCUUUGGAAUGCUAUGAUCAAUGGGUAUAUGCAGAUUGGGGAGUUCAAUAAUGCUUUGGAGAUUUUUAGGAGGAUGGGUGAAUUUAGAAUCAUUCCUAAUAGAUUUACCAUUACAGGAGCAUUAUCAGCAUUGUCUCUUGCUGGGGAUGUUUACAACGGUAAGUUAAUUCAUGGGUUUGUGAUAAAACUGCGGUAUGAUUGUGGUAUUGCUGUUUUAAAUGCUUUAAUUGAUAUGUAUGGGAAAUGUAGGCUCAAGAUGGACGCAUUGAAGAUUUUUGAGGACAUGAUUGAAAAGGAUAUAUAUUCAUGGAACUCAAUUAUAAGUGUCCAUGAACAAUGCGGUGAUCAUGAGAGAACUUUGAGUCUUUUCAAGAGGAUGUUUCGUGCUGGGGUUUGGCCAGAUUUGGUGAGUGUUACUGCUGUACUUCCUGCAUGCUCAAAUUUGGCCGCAUUGAUGCAUGGUAGGGAAAUUCAUGGGUACAUGAUUAUUAAUGGGUUGGGAAAGGAUGGAGGUACAUAUAUUGACAAUGCUAUAAUGGAUAUGUAUGCAAAAUGUGGCAGUAUGAGGGAAGCCCACUUAGUUUUUGAUACAAUGAGAUGUAGGGAUGUGGCCUCAUGGAACAUUAUGGUUAUGGGCUAUGGAAUGCAUGGGUUUGGCAACAAGGCACUAGAUUUAUUUUUUCGUAUGUGCAAGGCAGGGUUGAAGCCUGAUGAGGUCUCAUUUGUAGGGGUUUUGUCAGCUUGCAGCCAUGCAGGAUUUGUAAGCGAGGGUAGAGAAUUGCUUGCACAAAUGCAACCUCAAUACGGUGUCAUUCCAACUAUUGAACAUUAUUCUUGUGUGAUUGACAUGCUUGGUCGGGCUGGGCAGCUUGAGGAGGCUUAUCAGUUGUUGUCCAAAAUGACAGUUCCUGUUAAUCCAAUAGUGUGGAGGGCAUUCUUGUCUGCAUGUCGGCUUCAUGGGAAUGCUAAUUUGGCCGAGGUUGCUGCACAGAGGGUACUUGAGCUUGAACCAGAGCAUUGUGGAAGUUAUGUUUUGAUGUCGAAUAUUUUUGGAGCAGCUGGUCGAUUUGAAGAGGUGGCGGAAGUGAGACAUGCAAUGAGGCAACAAGAUGUGAGUAAGAGACCUGGUUGCAGCUGGAUUGAAUUGAACAAUGGCUUGCAUGUUUUUGUUACCGGUGAUCGGGCUCAUCCUGAAGAGUACUUUAUUUAUGCUGGACUAGAUUCUUUGACUGAACGUUUAUGUGAGCAUGGAUAUCUGUUGGAUGUCAUGGAAAGCAGUAAUUGAAAGUCUAUGAGCGGUUUCUGGUGAUUUAUGCUGGCAUUGCUAAGGAUGGUCAUUUCAUGCAUGUAAGAUACUUUGGUUGCUUUCCACCUUGCAGUCAAGCAAAUUAUAUCGCUGCUUCCCAAUGCAAAUAUUUUAAUUUUAGACCUGUUAAUAUGUAUUCAUUGUUUUAAAUUGUAGCUUAUUUUUAUUGUAAGUCUUUGCACUGCCUCAAUAGCAUCAAGGAUGACAUCUCUGGGAAGUUCCUUUGUGUGACCUGAUUAAGGGAGUCCUGAUGGCGCUCGCUGUUGAACUGGUAUGUUUACCUUCUCCCCAUCCUCUCUUCCCUAUCAUCUUUGUUGAUUCUAUCUGCAAGGAGUUCUCCUUUUUUUUUUUUUUUUUUUUUAGAUAUAUGUUGAAUAGACAAAAGACUAGUUCCCAAGAUGUCUGCAUUUAGUGAGAAACCACCUUCUAAUGAAUAAUCUUCCUUUUUCUUGAUGAGGUAUGUGAUUACUAUAUCGAGAUAAUUUUUUUGAAACGAAAGCAGUUGUUUCAAUGGACCGUUUUGGCCAAUAUUGCUUUUGAAUAUUGGAAU
Molecule: messenger RNA, 2713 nt
Organism: Olea europaea var. sylvestris
Lineage: Eukaryota; Viridiplantae; Streptophyta; Magnoliopsida; Lamiales; Oleaceae
Product: pentatricopeptide repeat-containing protein At3g14730
Exons: 2
Coding region: 253-2142 (629 amino acids)
Biological process (GO): RNA modification
Cellular component (GO): intracellular membrane-bounded organelle
Molecular function (GO): protein binding; RNA binding
Source: RefSeq, a predicted model, not a curated record